Molecule: messenger RNA, 1012 nt
Organism: Triticum aestivum (bread wheat)
Lineage: Eukaryota; Viridiplantae; Streptophyta; Magnoliopsida; Poales; Poaceae
Product: cytosolic sulfotransferase 8
Exons: 2
Coding region: 10-1008 (332 amino acids)
Molecular function (GO): sulfotransferase activity
Source: RefSeq, a predicted model, not a curated record
CCAGCACCAAUGGCUGCUCUAGGAAGCAUCGUCAGCCCCGUGCCGUUCAAGGACGUCGUCCACGAAGAGGAGGAUGAACACCGGCCGGAAGAGUACGCGAACAUCAUCUCCACCUUGCCGAGCAUCACCACCAGUUUUGGGCCGUUGGUCCUCUACGAGGGUGUCUGGCUCCGCCCGUGGAUCGUCCCUGGGGUGAUCGCCGUCCAGCAGCGUUUCGCCCCGCGCCCCGACGACGUGCUCCUGGCGAACCCGCCCAAGUGCGGCACCACCUGGCUCAAGGCUCUGUCCUUGGCCACCAUGGCACGGGCCACCUACCCACCGUCGGGCGCCGAUCACCCACUCCUCCGCCUCAACCCGCACGACUGCAUCCCCCACCUUGAGGCCCUCUUCAGUGCCGGCCAGGAAGCCAAGCUGGAGGCGCUGCCGUUACAUAGGCUGAUGCACACGCACAUGCACCACUCCCUGCUGCCACCCUCCUUGGCCCGCUGCAAAAUCAUUUACAUCUGCAGGUACGAUAUGUUGGUUUCCAUGUGGCACUUCAUCAUGGCUGCAGGAGGCGCCGCCUUCCCCUUCUCCGACCUGUUCGAGUCUGCGUGCGACGGUAAAAACCCCCACAGCCCCAUUUGGGACCACAUUCUCGGCUACUGGCGCGCCAGCAAAGCAAGUCCGGAGAGGGUCCUCUUCCUAAGGUACGAGGAGAUGCUGCUCGACCCGGUCAGCAGUGUCCGGGAGCUCGCCUUGUUCCUCGGUGUGCCCUUCACGGCGGCGGAGGAGGCAGCGGGCUCGCCCAUGGACAUCUGCAGGCUGUGCAGCAUCAACACGAUGAAAGACCUGGACGCCAACAACACUGGAGUGUUUGGGCAGUUCCUCAAGUUCCCCAAUCGAUCCUUCUUCAGGGAAGGGGUCGUGGGGGACUGGGCCAACCAUAUGACGCCCGAGAUGGCCCGCCGCAUCGACGCCGUCGUCGAGGACAAGCUCGGAGGAUCGGGACUCAGCUUCACGUGCUGACCAA